Molecule: messenger RNA, 8664 nt
Organism: Penicillium longicatenatum
Lineage: Eukaryota; Fungi; Ascomycota; Eurotiomycetes; Eurotiales; Aspergillaceae
Product: FMP27 family protein
Exons: 3
Coding region: 1-8664 (2887 amino acids)
Source: RefSeq, a predicted model, not a curated record
AUGACCCUCUUCAACCCGACCUCGAUCCUCGUGGGCUUCCUGCUCCUCUACCUCUCGUCCUUUUUCGUCUUCGCGAUCGUCCGCAUUGCCACCGGAAUCUCUAUCCAACGGAUCGGUUACUUUUCGCUCCGACGCAUCGCAUACAUCCCGAGAGAAGGCCUGCAGAUUGAAAUACGUGGACUCGGGUUCUCGUUACACCCCCCGUCCUUCGCGCAGCCAACAUGGAUCAGUAUUCGGUUGACAGAUUUGAAGGUGACAUUGGAUACGGCGACCCUGGCGAAAGGAAAACCCGAGGCCCCUCGAGAUUUUCUAGGACCCUCGAGUCCUGGGAGCCCUAUCCCCGAGAACACAACUCCCGACUCGACCACCAAGCGGAGUAAAACAUGGAGAACAUUGAGUCGACUGAAGGAGCGCCUAAAGCGGCUGCAUCGGCAAAUCAACUGGCUGGCCCUCGUUGAUAUCUCGGCCAUGAACACGGCCGUUCAGUUCGUCGGUGCCGGUCAAAUACAGGUGGGGUCGUUGUCGCUAGCGGUGGACACCCGGAGUAAGAUGGUAGAACGAGGCAAGCUCUUUCGGCGCAAGAAGGACAUGUCUAAGGAACAGCGCCCGGCAGAAUGGAUCAUGAACGUUCAAAAUGUUCUCCUCGCUGUGGAAGGUCGGGAGCCAAUAGAGCUCUUGGACAAUGUCGGUGUGAACCUCCAUGGUCUGCUUUAUAAGGACCUCGAGGGGCUGCGGGAUGCGUCGAUCGCGCUGAAAAUCGGUCGACUACAUAUUCCUUAUGACGACCUCAGCUUACUUCUCCAACGCAUUAGAUCCGCCCAGAAAGCAUCACCCAAGGAACCGAUGCGUGGUGAUACAGAUGACGAGAUCUCCUUUGCUGACUUUGUGGAGGAGCUUGACAAGCCCGGCAGCCGGAAUGAUUCAAUUAUGCAGACGGUGGCCGAUUCAAAGGAGUUUGCAAGUUCUCUUCUGCGUGGAAUCCAGGAGAUUCAGGUUGCUCUGAGUUUCUUCCGGCUCUCACGCAGCCUGGGAUCUCUUUCUGCAGGCCAGAGCCCCGUAUUCCUGAAUGUCGUCUCCCACGAGCUGGGAAUUGAUCUCCACCGAAUGGAUCAAAAUAGCCCAGAGCAUCGCAUGUAUUUCCAGCCAACUGACAUCGCCCAUCAAGCAUUACUUGCUGCCAUUUCCCUUUCCGUCAGCUUGGAUGACAACUCGGGCGAAACCGAUAAUGUUCUCUAUGUUCCGAUGGCUACGACAACCAUCAAAACUACACUACCAUCAAAGACGGUAAACGCCUUCAAUGAGGAGAACCCCGAGGAGCGAAACUCCAAUAUUCUCUUCGCUAACCUGGUCAUCACAUCACCAUCACUCGAUAUGCAACCACAACAUGUGUCUCGACUCUUGAAACUGGCACAAGCGCGAGCCUCUUCUCCUCGAGUCAAAAAGCGGAGUAACCACCAGUUGAUCACCCGCCUACUUCCCAAAGCGACCAUCAAGUUGUCUGUUCAUGAACCCGUUAUCCGAUUCGUCCUUCCUAUCGAAAAGGCCCCGGGCAUUCCGGACGAUUAUAAUCUCCUCAUAUCAUCCAUAUCCUCAAUAUCCAUGGACAUUGAGUCGUCUCAUUCGACCGAGGGUGGUGCCCAUUAUUCUCUUUCGGCAAUAUACCGCGUUGCAUCGCACAAAUUUUACUACCAGACUCCUGCUGGGAAUAAGCACAAUUUGCUUACGACCGAAAGCCUGGAGUUUAAAGCUCACCUUAAUGCAAGCCCGGAGGUAAAAGUCAUUGCCUCGGGAAGUCUGAACGAGUGUUCCGUUCAUAUGAUCAAUGGGGAAGUCAAUCGUGGAAUCCGCGAAGUUCUUGAACAAUUCCGGAUGCAUCUGCAACCGCAGAAGAGGGUUCUAAUGCCGCCAAACGAGCGCAAGACUACCCCACUGAGAAAGAUUCCGCCAUGGCUUCUUCAAUUUACGUUCGAAUCUACAGGUCUCAGCCUGGAAAUCGCUGGGGUGGACAAGCCUGUGUCUGGUAUCUCCCGCGGCGUCUCUUUGCAGCUACAAUCGUGGACAGCAGAAUACAAGGUGCAAGAAACUGAACAUAGUGUUGGCAGCAUCGCUAGGCGGCGUACUUCCAGUCAAUCAAUUGGCGAUGAAUCGCCAUUCCGAUUUACGCCAACAUCACCCCCGAAGAUUGUUCAGCGUGGUCUCUCCGAGCGUAGUGCUACAGAUGGCAGACGACUUGCACUUCAUGCGAGAGGCUUUGACGGGUUCGUGAUCGAGUCAGAUGACUAUCUUGAACCAGAGCCUUUCUUCUCUCUUCCUCGCUUUGAAAUUGCCUUGAGCACGCAUAGCGAUCGACUGGGGCCUGUCCUGCACAUCAACUCAGUGUUCAAAGGAAUUUACCUUCAAUAUUCUCUCUAUCGGUUUUAUUGCGUGGGCGUUGCGAUUUCUGUGAUCCAAGACGUUCUUACAUCUCUACCACGGGACCCCGACUCCAUUCAAAAGAAACAGAGAGGAGCCCCAAGCAUAUCAAUGCCACCACCUCCGUCGUCACCCUCAUCACCAGCAAAAUCAAAGAAUGAGCUAAUCACCAUGGAUGUAAAAGCGACUGUUAUCCAACUCAAGACUAAUCUGCCAGCCGAUCCUCCAAUGAUGCUCCAGAUCUAUGGCCUAUCGGGUGGCUCACAUCGACUCUCUACUCCUCAUGUCAAGGCCAAUCUUGUCCGCCUCCACGCAGAGGCCCCCAAGCUCAAGGGUGUAUGGGCGAGAAUCGGCAGCAUGAAUAAUGUCAGGCUCGAUUUCCGCAAGAUGAAAUUCAAACAAGGCUCAAGUUUGGUAGAAGAGAGGUCAAUUGAUUUAUGGGCCGAUUUCAUUCGAAUUGGUGUCCCGCACCACAUGGUGAUGCAUCGCAUCUUCGAUAACCUUAUCAACACCUCAAAGGCCUUUAAGCAAUUACAUCAUCGCUUCAAGGCCCGCUGCAAGGAAUUCUUCUCUGUUCGGGAGCCCGAGGGACCGAAGAAAGUACCGAGAGUGUCACUUCGAAGCAAAGCUCUCCUCUUUGAGCUUGAAGAUGACGCCUUUGAAUGGAAGCUGAGUUGCAUCUACCGAACUGGUUUGAUUGAACAAGUACAGCGAUGUGCACGUGAAGAAGCGUUCUACUUGAAAGCGCAGAAGGUUAGAGAGUCUGACCAACGGCGUGCUUCGUCAAGGCUACGGACCAGAUCCAGCCAUCGGACCCUGCGCAGCGAACGAACCAGCCAAGACACCCGCAGAAGCAAGAGUGCGGAUACACGAGCCAAGCAAGACGAGCCACCUCGUGGCCGAGCCCGAAAAUAUCGCUAUGAUACCGAGGGUGAAACCUGUUUGACAGCCGAACAGAAGAUAUCUACAGAUGCUGCUUGGAACCGUCUUCAGCAACACAAUGCCCAGGUUUGGAAAGAGAAGAUCGAUGCUGCCAUGAAGUUCCAGGGUACCUCCAUCAAGGAAGUCCGAAACUUGUUCUGUGGCGCAGAUGAACCACCCGACGACGCCAAGGAGACUGAGACCAUUCUUGCAAUUCCCAACAGACCGGGCCUACUGUCUGCUCUAAUCAGUGAUGUGAAUCUGGUGAUCGACAAACCGUCCUUCCCGAUUGAGGAAUACCCUAAAUUUCUCCAUCGUAUUGGUAAGGGCAUGCCCAUGUCCAUGAAGUAUGGCUUGCUUGUGCCCAUGAGCUUCAAUCUGGAAAUGGGUGAAGCACGCGUCAACUUGCGAGACUACCCUCUGGACCUGCUGCAUAUCCCAGCCCUGCGCCCUGGGCAGUCUCCAAGGCUUCCUAGCUGGUCAUUGCGAACAAAUUUUGUCAUCGCUGAAGAGUAUCGUGAUCACGACUCUGCAAGACAAGUUGAAGUGGAGCUUGUUCCCUCUGCUUUGGAGGCGGAUGGCUCCCCUACUGAUCCGUUCCAUAUCAAGGUUUGGCGAUCAGUGACUCCGGUUAAGACUUAUUCCGACCCAGUCAUUGAGAUCAACACCAGCUUGCCUACCAGCAUUUCCUGGGGAGUCUCCUACCAGCCCGUGAUUCAAGAUAUGAUGAAGAUCAUUGAGGGUUUCACCAAACCUGAAAUUGAUCCUUCUGACCGGGUUGGCUUCUGGGAUAAGAUCCGACUUAGCUUCCACUCCCGGAUCAAAGUGCUUUGGAAGGAAGAUGGCGAUGUCCAUUUGCGCCUUAAAGGUUCUCGAGAUCCUUACGUUGUGACAGGAUUUGGAAGUGGCUUUGUUAUGUGCUGGCGAAGGGACGUCAAGUGGGAGCUUCAUUCUAAUGAUGAUCCUAUGGAGUUUAUGAGCGUGACAAGUGGCGAAUAUGUGUUGGCAAUCCCAGAUUACAGCGCCGAAGCUCGAUGGGCAAACGAAAUGACAACGGAAGAAGCGGAUAACAGCUCUCAAUCUAGUGAGCAGAAGAAUGCCGCCUACUUCAAGAAAGUUGUCAUGAAACUUUCUGGUGAUGUGAAAUGGGCUGCUGGAUUGGUGUUUGAGCGUGACAUUGAUGACGAAUCACGAUCGUUCGCAUUCAAACCGCAUUACGAGGUUAUUCUCAAAAACCCUAAGUUCAUCGAUGAAAAGCAGCGCGCCAACUACGAUGCCUAUCGUGGCUUCCGGAGUGAUCAUAUUCACCUGUCUGUAUCGAUCAUUGCACCACAAGGUAGAAAUUGGUCUGUUGAUGGCAUCCAGCCAUCUUCAAGUUACAACACCACUCACCUGUCUCCCCGUUUCUUUACCCACUUUUUCAGCUGGUGGUCGCUUUUCUCUGGUGUCAUGUCUCUCCCUGUUCGCCAGGGUCCCCUCUUCCCGGGUAUCACGAAAACAAGCAAGAAAUUCAACCGUCACCUUUCGACAGUCAAAUACAAGAUUCUGCUUGCCCCGUUGUUUCUAGCCCAUAUCUAUAAGCACAAGGACCGAGAGGAUUAUGGCGAAGAUGCUGUGACCGCCACUGGUCUCAAAGUCCGCCUUGACAGCUUCAAGCUCGAUGUUCAUCAACGUCGCGAACAGAUCAAGACCCAGGCCCGCGGCCGCUCCAAGCAAACCCAGACAAGUGCAAUGCGCAUCAACCAGGCUCUUAUCGAUCUACAAUCAGCCGACUUCCGUGCUGUUUCUGCUAGCAUUGAAGGCACAUCAGCAGAGGACAUUGACAAGAACAGAGAUGACAUUAUAUCAUCCUUCCAGCAACCUGUGGCUUCGGUUGAUCUAUCCCGGUUUACAAUCCCAGAUCACAACCUGGAUUGGAUCGACAUGGACGAUUUUGUGGAACCAGAUUGGAUUCUACCCCAGGAGUCCAAUCCGAAGACACACAUACUCCCGCUUGCAUUCACUCCACGAUUUACUUACUUCCGCCAAACAGAUCACGGUGAUGUUGGGCCAGAAGAGACCGGUUAUAGUACCUUUGGACACGAACCGACUCACGAAUGUGUAAUGUCGGAGACCAAUGACCCUCGCCGUGUCCAGAUCGAACUGAUUAAGGAUCGUCUUGCGACUGUUGAAGCUCAGAUCCGUAACUACGAUCGUACCAUCGGAGAACAAGAACUCAAGUUGAUGAAGGAAGUUGAUCAUGAUCCCGACUUGAAGACUCAGCAUGAAACUUUUCUUCGUCAGGCGGAGUCCCUUUCAAGGCGGCGCAAGUUCCUGACAUCAACGCUAAAUCGACUCGAGAAACUUUUAGCUCGCGAUGAACGCACGCCCAAUCGAAGCAGACUGGGGGUUAACGCAGCACCCAGCGAAGCUUCUUUCCGCACAGGACAGGACGCAGACUCUACUACGGAUGGUCGCGCUUCUGGUAUUGAUGGCAUCUACUCGUCUGCCUCCGAUGAAUUCUCUAGCGACUUCAACAAUCGCUUCAUGAUUCACAACGUGCAAUUGAAAUGGAAUAACUCGCUUCGUAAUAUCAUUCUCCGAUACAGCCACCAAGUGAGCCAGCGCCGAGGGUUCGUUUACUACAUGUCUAGACGGGCCGUCAAGUUCAUUCUCGAUAUCGUGGACGAGCAAAACAAGAACAAGAAAAAGAACUCCAAGAUGUCCAAAGAGCAGGCUCGUAGUGACAACGAGGAUGAAAAUGUCGAGGAGCGGAUCGAACAGCUUCUGAACGACGCCAAGCGCUACGUCAAUGCGGAAGAAAGUGACCCGCCUCAGUCAAAUACCGAGUCACCACAAGAUUCCGAUGAUUCUAGCGAAAACAUUGCGCCCGAGUUCACUCCGCAAAACAGCUACUACCUGCGGCUCAUCGCUCCCCAGAUCCAGCUUUUGAGUGAGAAGAACCAAAAGUCGGUACUGCUGGUGGCUGCCAAAGGAAUGGAACUCAAGGUUGUAUCAAUUAUGGACAAGGAGCGAGUUUCAGACGAUGUUAGCGGCUUGGUUCAACGUCGAUUCUCUCUCGAGAUGGAUGGUGCCCAAUUCUUCGUUGCGACCCAGAAGAAUUUGAUGGCCAACCUGCAAUUGUAUGCGGGUAACAAGUACGGCAAUGCGCCGGGCUCUGCUUGGCCACCUUGGUUGACCCUUGAGGCGAUGUUUGAUUUCGAACUCAAUCCCUUCGGAUUCUCUCGUAUUGUGCAAAAGACAUCGGCUAGCCUCCGAUAUGACAAGUACAACAAUCUUCGGUUGAAGUACAACGAGGAAGUGGCCAAGGGUCAUCAUGGAUCCCAACCCGGUGAAGAGGCUCGUAUGGACCAAAUCAGUGUCGACUUCCCCCACUUCCGUGCUAUUUGCGACUCUGCUGAGUAUUACUCCAUGUACAUUAUUGUCUUGGAUCUUAUGCUUUACAGCGAACCGCUCGAGAAAGUCCGGAAUGAGCGCCUUGAAAGAAUAAUGCUUACGUCCGACUUCAGUGACCUUCGCGGUGCCCCAGAGAUGGUUUUCAAGUUGCAGUCGCGUAUCCGCCAACUGGAAGAGAUCAAAGAUUACUUCCAGAUAAAUGCCAAGUAUCUGGACAAACAGGGAUGGGAAGACCGGUUGGCCUUGGAGCGCGAUCUAUCUCAAUGUGAGGAUGAGUUGUUCUUCAUAAUGAAGGCUAUUACCACCUCUCAACGACGCGCUGAGCCUAGCUCAUCCGUCACGAACGGCGUGCUACGUUGGAGCAUUACUGCCAGUGAAGUUGUCUGGCAUUUGAUGAAUGAGGCAUCUGCACCAUUGGUGGAAUUCCAACUCCAAAACGCUGCAUAUGAACGCACAGACAACACCGACGGCUCCAAUCACAAUCUCGUGGCCAUUGAAAAGCUGAGUGGUUUGAACCUCUUGCCGGAUGCGAUCUAUCCCCAGAUUAUUGCACCUUAUCUUGACCAGCCACGGCCAUUGGAUGAUUACAUGCUUCGAGUCAAGUGGCACAUGUUGGAAGCUGUUGCUGGAAUCCCUGUGGUUGAUAACUUUGAAGUUUCUCUAUUCCCUCUCAAAAUUCAGUUGGAGCGUGAACUUGGUCAAAAGCUUUUUGAUUAUAUCUUCCCCAACAUGGGCUCUGGUGCAUUCGAGAAUGGCGGCUUCUCGCCUUUCAUGAUCAAGAAUAUGAAAACACUCGAUGGAUCGGAUGAUGAGGACGCUGACGACUCCAAUAACCCGUCCCUCGCUCAGUCGAUCAGCGCCGACGAGGAUAGUGUAUUGACAAUGGACGACAUGUCUGCCUCCAAGGGCCCUGCAUCUAUUGAGUUACGCCUUCAACCAACUCUUUCACUUUCCGAGGAGGGCAAAUCCAGUCGACGCCCGAGCCAUCUUGCCAUGACUCCUAUUCAUAGGAGCAAUACUCGGUUGAGCGUGCCCGACUCCUCCCGCCAGACAGGUCGUCCUACGACCAGCGGCGGCUUGUCGAAGAAAAAGUCAACUGAAAGCAUCCGUAUGCUGGCAAAGUCUUCCACCGAUAGAUCGCUGUCCAGUCAAAGCGCCGGCGAGGAAAGGAAGAAAUUCGCCCUCAGUAAGCCAAAGGGCAGCAAGCCUAAGGAACCUACUGAUGACUUGUCCCAAAUGAUUUCUCGAGCUUCGAACUACAUGACUCUUGCACGUGUUAAGGUGCAUGACGUGGUUCUUAACAUGAGCUAUAAGGGCAAGGGCGAGCACAACAUCGAAGAUCUCCACGAUUUCGUGUUCCGCCUUCCGGUUCUGGAGUACGGAAACAAGACAUGGUCGAAUUUAGAUCUUGCCUUGCGCCUCAAGAAGGAUGUCAUCAAGGCCCUCAUCUCGCAUGCUCCCGCAAUUCUUGGAAACAAGUUCUCCCAUCACCGACCUUCCAAACAGCAGCAGAAAAAGUUACGCGAGCUAGCAUCCUCUUCUCAACUGCUUCCUAACUCGGGUAAUCUGAUCAACAACCCUGCGCGAAGCAACCCCGCUAGCCUGACCAGCUAUGACUCCAAUAGCGAAUACUCUGAGUCUCCAUCGCGCAAGUCUAUGCAGUCGAACGCUUCACCGUUAGCGAGAUCCGUGUCCCUGAGCUCUGAUACCCGCGAUAACUAUGAUCCUCCGAUCAGCGACUCGCGGUCUGCUAGUGGGGUGGAUGUGGAUUCUCGUUGGGAGGAAUCUCGCCGCUUUGUCAAUGCACCUGGCAGACCUAGGACUGCCGGUCACACAGUGACCACCGUUGAAGCCUCCCGCUCCGAGCACGACGACAGCCACAAAAAUAACACAAUUCGCAAUCUCAGUCGGAAAUUCACAUUCCGGAAGGGAUAA